AUGCGAGGGGUGCUGCCGGAGCGGCGCCCGGAGCUGCGGACGCUGUCGGUGCAGACGGGCAUGGAGCUGCUGCAGCUGCUGCUGCAGGAGGCGCGGCCGGCGGGCAGAGGCGGCACGCUGGCGGCGGCGGUCGCCGGGGCGAGUGCGGGGGCGGGUGGCCGGGCGCCGCUGCAGGCCACGCAGUGGAGAGAGCUCGACCCACGGGCCCUCAUGGAGGACGCCGCCACGGAUCACGUGCCCAACGGAGCAGGUGAGCAGUUGCCCGACGGCGAGUUGCAGACUCGUAGCAUUCGAAGGAAUAAUUGUCUUGUAUAA
Molecule: messenger RNA, 315 nt
Organism: Gryllus bimaculatus (two-spotted cricket)
Lineage: Eukaryota; Metazoa; Arthropoda; Insecta; Orthoptera; Gryllidae
Source: the annotation of a GenBank genome assembly